UCCAGAGCAUUAUCCUUAAAUGACCCCCUUAAAAAACAACCUUGAUAUUAUUCGCAUUCGCAAACGGCAAACUUAAAAAUGGAGGUGAGUUUUUUCUGUGGACUGCUCGUCGUUACCAUGACGAUAGUUAGUUGUUCUGGUGACGGAGAAUGUGAGGAAAUCAUGGUCCCCCUGUGUCGUGGAUUGGUGGGCUACACCCACACUAGACUCCCCAACAGGUUCAACCACACAACACAGCGCCGUGUAUACAGGAUAAUAGAGCCAUACUGGCCUUUCAUAGACAAUGACUGCCACAAGAACUUCCGGCUCACUCUUUGCGGAGCUUUUCUGCCGAAAUGCACACCGGGAAAUUCCACGGUAGAACUUCCGUGCCGCGAGACCUGCUUCAGUGCCAAGCGAGCUUGUAGUCCGAAACUCAAACAGGGCGGAUUAAAAUGGCCGAACAAGUACCUCAAGUGUAAACGUUUUAGGCGGAAGAAACACGGAUCGUGCCGUAAGCCAGUCCGCAAACGAUUGACUCCGCAGCCUCUCCGUUAUGGUUUCUGUGAGCAGAAUACAUUUAGCGCAUGCGCAAACCUCUCCAUUCAGCUCCGGAGUUUGCCUAACAUGUUUCUCCAGAGUGAUGAGAGAAUAAUCCAGAUCGAAAUGGAUCAGUACGAGUUACUUCUACAAUCUCGUUGUCAUGACAACUUACCGUUUUUGCUAUGUGGCAUUUUCGCGCCAUUUUGUCCAACCGUUCAGCAACCUUACGUUCUACCUUGUCGUGAGACAUGUGACGAGGUGAAAUCGGCUUGUCAAGGUGCAUUCCGAAGGUUGUAUCGCGAUCUGCGGUGGCCAGCCAAAUUACAGUGCCAUCGGUAUCCCUCGGGAUCUUCCCAGUUCCCGUGUGCUACACCAAAUGAUGCCGUCUCCCUGGUGCAGAAUUAGUCUCGAAGUACGGCCUUGUCUCCUAUGGAGACUUAGAUUUGUAUGUAUAUAUAAACUGUGCGUUAUAUUACCUCGCAUAUGAUGCAUAUGCAAUGGAAUCCUCUGAAGAGAUUUGAUGAUUGGGGACAAUAAAAACGAAUGUAUCCAAGUUUUUUGUUCUGGGAAAAAUGGGAUAAUCAGCUCAGACGAUCGGGACUCGUGGAGAUUCGCACUACAGACGCUGACGUCAUAAACAAUAAAGUGUUCCACUUGGGUGAUCACCCUCAACUUCCUCAAACUAUUUACAUGUACAUUUAGACAAUAAUGUUAUCUAUUCAUUGUAAUAAAGGAUGACGUAUUUCUUC
Messenger RNA from Ostrea edulis (European flat oyster), 1271 nucleotides. RefSeq lists its product as uncharacterized. Lineage: Eukaryota; Metazoa; Mollusca; Bivalvia; Ostreida; Ostreidae. The record is from RefSeq and is a predicted model, not a curated record. Gene Ontology annotation, molecular function: Wnt receptor activity; Wnt-protein binding. Gene Ontology annotation, biological process: canonical Wnt signaling pathway; non-canonical Wnt signaling pathway. Gene Ontology annotation, cellular component: plasma membrane. The transcript is spliced from 2 exons. Bases 79 to 927 code for a protein of 282 amino acids.